CUCCUCUUCGCUCGUGUGCAGAUAGACGUCCGCCUUGUGUCUCUUCUGGAAAAUAAACUCGCCUAGGAGUCACCGGGCGCAAUCACUCGUCCAUCCGGUGGAGGAUACCGCUAUAAUGGGUGUUUUUCACCAAAGUGGACUUUUUAACAGUUUUCGUGCUCUCGGAUUUUGAUAGAAAACAACACAUCCUGACACCCGCUAGCUAACGUUAGGUCUCGCCACUGUCCUGUGGUGUUUUCUUGGUGAGAGUCUUCAAACGAGGGACAUACAAGGAAUCUUACAGGGACGCAUUCCUAAACCGCGAACAUGUCUGGGGCGUCUGUAAAAGUCGCCGUUCGAGUUCGGCCCUUCAACUCCAGGGAGAUGAGCAAGGAGUCAAAAUGUAUCAUUCAGAUGCAAGGCAACACUACAACUAUUCUCAACCCCAAAGCCCCAAAGGAACCAGCAAAGACCUUCAGUUUUGAUUACUCCUACUGGUCACACACUACGCCGGAAGACCCCAGCUUUGCAUCACAGAACCUUGUCUACAAUGACAUUGGCAAGGAAAUGCUGGCACAUGCUUUUGAGGGCUACAACGUUUGCAUCUUUGCUUACGGCCAGACUGGAGCUGGCAAAUCCUACACCAUGAUGGGCAAGCAAGAGGAGGGGCAGGAAGGAAUAAUUCCCAUGCUCUGUGAAGAUCUAUUUGAGAAAAUCAAUGAGGACAGCAACAAAGAUGAGCUCUCCUACUCAGUAGAGGUCAGUUACAUGGAGAUCUACUGUGAGCGAGUGCGAGAUUUGCUAAACCCUAAGAACAAAGGGAAUUUACGAGUGCGAGAGCACCCGCUACUGGGUCCUUACGUGGAGGACUUGUCCAAGCUGGCUGUCACCUCCUACACAGACAUCGCUGACCUAAUGGAUGCAGGCAACAAGGCCAGAACUGUCGCUGCCACCAACAUGAAUGAGACCAGCAGCAGGUCCCAUGCUGUUUUCACCAUCGUCUUCACACAGAAGAAACAUGACAGUGAAACAGAUCUCUCCACAGAAAAGGUCAGUAAAAUUAGUCUGGUAGACUUGGCAGGAAGUGAACGAGCAGAUUCCACUGGAGCUAAAGGUACCAGGCUAAAGGAGGGAGCAAACAUCAACAAAUCUCUCACCACAUUAGGAAAAGUUAUCUCUGCCUUGGCUGAAGUGGAUAACUGUACCAGCAAGAGCAAGAAAAAGAAGAAGACUGACUUCAUCCCGUACAGAGACUCUGUUCUGACAUGGCUGCUGAGAGAGAACCUCGGUGGAAACUCAAGAACAGCCAUGGUAGCUGCCCUCAGUCCUGCAGAUAUCAACUACGAUGAAACCCUCAGCACACUCCGCUAUGCUGACCGAGCUAAAAACAUCAAGUGCAAUGCUGUCAUCAAUGAGGAUCCCAACAACAAGCUGGUGCGUGACCUGAAGGAUGAAGUGGCUCGACUGAAGGAACUGCUCCGUGCUCAGGGCCUGGGAGACAUCUUAGACAUUGAUCCUAUGGGGGAUGAUUGCCCAGGAAGUGGAAUCAAAUACCUCAAAGACAUUCAGAACAAUAAGCAUAGAUACUUGAUAGCCUCAGAGAACCAACGCCCUGGCCAUUUCUCCACAGCGCCUAUUGGUUCCCUGACAGCCUCGCCGUCCUCUGGCUCACUGUGCAGCCAGGGGGGCCUCCAGUCGGUCACCAGCAUCCAGGAGCGCAUCAUGUCCACCCCUGGAGGAGAGGAGGCUAUCGAAAGACUCAAGGAAUCAGAAAAGAUCAUUGCCGAGCUCAAUGAAACCUGGGAAGAGAAACUGCGGAAGACAGAGGCGAUCCGCAUGGAGAGGGAGGCCUUGCUGGCAGAGAUGGGUGUGGCAAUCCGUGAAGAUGGAGGCACUUUGGGGGUCUUUUCUCCUAAAAAGACUCCACACCUUGUUAACCUGAACGAGGAUCCUCUCAUGUCAGAGUGUCUGCUCUACUACAUCAAAGACGGAAUUACAAGGGUGGGUCAGGCUGAUGCUGAAAGACGACAGGACAUAGUUUUAAGUGGUGCUCAUAUCAAGGAAGAGCACUGCAUCUUCCGCAGCGAGAGGAAUGCCAAUGGAAAUGUUAUUGUCAUGCUGGUGCCCUGCGAGGGAUCGGAAACCUACGUCAACGGCAAGCGUGUUGAGGAUUCAAUCCAGCUUCGUUCAGGUAACCGUAUCAUUAUGGGAAAGAACCAUGUGUUCCGGUUCAACCACCCAGAACAGGCCCGAGCUGAAAGGGAAAAGACACCAACUGCAGAGACGCCCGUGGAGCCGGUGGAUUGGACCUUUGCUCAGAGAGAGCUUCUGGAGAAGCAGGGCAUCGACAUGAAGCAGGAGAUGGAGAAAAGGCUCACUGAAAUGGAAAUCUUGUACAAAAAGGAGAAGGAGGAAGCGGACCAACUUCUGGAACAACAGCGACUGGUGUACGAGAGCAAAUUGCAGGAACUUCAGAAACAGGUGGAGACUAUCUCUCUGGUAGCCGAGACACCUGAUGAAGAAGAGCUGGAGGAAGAGGAAGAAGAGGAAGAGCCUAAACUUCUGGGAUUGCCCUGGACUCAGCACGAGUUUGAGUUGGCUCAGUGGGCUUUCAGGAAGUGGAGAUACCAUCAGUUCACCUCCCUCCGUGACCAGCUGUGGGGAAAUGCCGUCUACCUGAAAGAGGCCAACGCCAUUAGUGUGGAGCUGAAGAAGAAAGUCCAGUUCCAGUUUGUCUUGCUGACAGACACCCUGUACUCUCCGCUGCCCCCUGAGCUUCUGUCGCCAGAACCAGAGAAAGAGCGUGACUCUAGGCCUUUCCCCCGCACCGUGGUGGCUGUGGAAGUUCAGGAUCUGAAGAAUGGAGCCACGCACUACUGGUCCCUUGAUAAACUCAAACAGAGGCUGGAUCAGAUGAGAGAGAUGUAUGACCGAGCUGGAGAAAUGGCCUCCAAUAACCAGGAGGACGGCGAGGGCACUCUGACAGGGAAUGACCCCUUCUAUGACCGCUUCCAUUGGUUCAAACUUGUGGGGAGCUCCCCCAUCUUCCACGGUUGUGUCAACGAGCGCCUAACCGACCGCACGCCCUCGCCUACCUUCUCCACCACUGACUCGGAGAUCACCGAGCUGGCCGACGAGCGCCAGAGCGAGAUGUCUGACUUGAUUGACGACGAGGCUUUUGUGGACGACACCAGCUCAGACGCUGGCACUGAGGAGGGCUCGGAUAUCUUCAGCGACGGCCAGGACCCCUUCUAUGACCGCUCCCCCUGGUUCAUCCUGGUGGGAAGAGCUUUCGUGUACCUGAGCAACCUGCUUUACCCUGUGCCACUGGUGCACCGUGUUGCCAUAGUAACAGAGAAGGGCGAGGUGCGUGGUUUCCUGCGUGUGGGGGUCCAGGCCAUAGCUGCUGACGAAGAGGCCCCGGACUAUGGGUCAGGAGUUAGACAGUCAGGAACCGCCAAGAUUUCCUUUGAUGAUGAGUACUUCAAAAAGAAUGACUUUCCCUCCACGGUUAUGACCCGCUCUGGCAUGUCCCUGGAAGAGCUGCGCAUUGUGGAGGGUCAGGGCCAGAGUUCAGAGGUCAUCACACCCUCAGAGGAGCUCAACAGAAUCAAUGACAUGGACCUCAAGCUGGGUAACAUCGCAGACACCAAGCUGAGCUGUGGUGACGGUCUGGCAGGCCAGCUGGAGGUGGGCAGCAUCUUUACCUUCCGUGUUACAGUGCUCCAGGCCAGCGGCGUCCCGCCGGAGUACGCAGACAUCUUCUGCCAGUUUAAUUUCUUGCAUCGUCAUGAUGAGGCUUUUUCCACCGAGCCUCUGAAGAACACUGGGAAAGGAGCUCCACUGGGCUUUUACCACGUCCAGAACAUUUCAGUUGAGGUCACAGAGUCCUUCAUAGAAUAUAUCAAGAGCAAACCCAUUGUGUUUGAGGUGUUCGGCCACUACCAGCAGCACCCGCUGCAUCUUCAUGGCCAGGACCUGAUCAGUCCUCCAACACCAUCAAGGAAAUACUACCCUAUCCCCAUGCCUCUGUCUAAACCAGUUCCAGCCACCAAGUUGAACACCAUCACCAAGUCCAACCUGGGUCAGUGUGUCAGCAAGUACGACCUGCUGGUCUGGUUUGAGAUCAGCGAGCUGGAGCCCACUGGAGAGUACAUCCCAGCUGUAGUGGAUCACAGUGGAGGACUGCCCUGCCACGGCACCUAUCUACUGCACCAGGGGAUCCAGCGGAGGAUCACAGUGACUCUUAUCCAUGAGAAGGGAAGUGAGCUCCACUGGAAGGACGUCCGCGAGCUGGUCGUGGGUCGUAUCAGGAACAAGGCUGAAGUGGACGAUAGUGCUGCUGAUGCCGUCCUGUCCCUCAACAUCAUUUCAGCCAAGAACAUCAAGUCGUCCCACAACUCCAACAGGACUUUCUACCGCUUUGAGGCAGUGUGGGACAGCUCCCUGCACAACUCCCUCCUGCUAAACCGAGUCACUCCGUACGGAGAGAAGAUAUACAUGACCCUGUCUGCAUAUCUGGAGCUGGACCACUGCAUCCAGCCUGCUAUUAUUACCAAAGAUAUCUGCAUGGUCUUCUACUCCAGAGACGCAAAGAUCUCUCCUCCCCGUUCCCUCAGGAACCUCUUUGGGAGUGGGUACUCCAAAACCCCUGACUGCAAUCGAGUUACUGGCAUCUACGAGCUGAGCUUGUGCAAGAUGUCUGACACUGGGAGUCCAGGGAUGCAGCGGAGGAGGAGGAAGGUUUUGGACACAUCAGUGGCUUAUGUGCGUGGAGAGGAGAACCUAGCCGGCUGGAGGCCCAGAGGAGACAGUCUCAUCGCGGAGCACCAAUGGGAGCUGGAAAAAAUGGAGCAGCUGCAUGAGGUGGAGAAGACCCGUCACCUGCUCCUGCUGCGGGAGAAGCUGGGAGACGCAGCUCCGGUGGGAGCAGCUCCCACCACAAAGUCCCUGAGCGAGUUACUGUCCCCCAGCAUGAGCUCAGACAGCCUCUCCACAUCCACCUCCAUCUCCUCUCAGAUCUCCAGCACCACCUUUGAGAGCGCCAUCACGCCCAGCGAGAGCAGCGGCUACGACUCGGCCGACAUCGAGAGCCUGGUGGAUCGUGAGAAGGAGCUGGCUACUAAGUGCCUGCGCCUCCUGACACAUACCUUCAACAGUGAAUAUAACCAAGUGGUCAACAGUAUUAGUGACUGCAAGCUGUCUGAUAUCUCACCAAUGGGACGAGACCCGUCAGUGACCAGCUUCAGCAGCGCCACCCUCACCCCGUCCUCCACCUGCCCCUCUCUGUCCGACUCACGCUGUGGCUCCAUAGACCAGAAGACCCCAGAGAACAGCUCCCGUGCCUCCAGUCCCUCCUGCUCAGACUAUGAAAACUUCCCAAUGGUUCCCACUUUGGAGACGUCCUACCUAGCGCGGGCUGGGAAGAACGAGUUCCUCAACUUGGUGCCUGAUAUUGAAGAAAUGAGGCCAGGAUCGGUAGUUUCGAAGAAAGGUUUCCUGAGCUUUAUGGAGCCGCGCUCCAAUUCGUGGGUGAAGCACUUUGUGGUCGUGCGCCGACCCUAUGUCUUCAUCUACAACAGCGACAAGGACCCGGUGGAGCGGGGUGUCCUCAACCUCUCCACAGCACAGGUGGAAUACAGUGAAGACCAGCAGGCCAUGCUCAAGACUCCCAACACAUUUGCUGUGUGCACAAAGCAUCGAGGAAUCCUCCUGCAGGCCAACAACGAGAAAGAUAUGAACGAUUGGCUGUACGCGUUUAACCCUCUGCUAGCAGGAACGAUAAGAUCUAAGCUGGCGAGGAGGCGUAGUGGCCUAAUGAAGAACUGAGCGGGUCGACCGUCACACGGGAAACCACGGCUUCCAUUGUUUCUGGAAAGCCUUUUGAACAUACCAAGUGUUAACACUUAUUAAUCAUUGUGAUUCUUGACAGUUUUCUCUUGUAAGUAGACUUGUGGCUUAAGUCUCCUUUCAUGCGACUAAAAGUUUCAGUUCCAGAGAAAUUUGCCUCCCCUCUCUCCCUCCAACGACCCUCUGCCAACUUAGCUUUCUUCCUCUCUAUUUCUCUCCCCCUCCUCCUCUUCCUCCUCAGCUGUUUGUGUUUUUGUUUUUAUGACAAUGUUUGGGUCUAAUUUUGUUCCGCUUUGUUGUCAUUCCCUAACUCCCUAACUAGUAGCAUGUUGUAAAAGUCUACUUGUGUGUGCACGAUUCUUCAGAAACUGUUCUUUCUGGCCACUAAUUUUUCAGUUUUGCCAAUCAUCUGUAAAGAAAUGGUCUCUAUCAGUGUUAUUUGUCUCCCGAGAAGAGUUAAAAUUUUUUUUUGGUUUUUUUUUUUUUUUUUUUUUUUUAAAUAUGCCCGCAUGAUAACUGCAGCAGUCCUCAGGAGAAGAGCAAGUUUGCUUAAUCAAAAAUAAUUAAAAUCAAACAGAUAACCUACAGUUGAAACCAUGACAGGAAAAUAUACAGAUAUCUCUAAGCGAUGUAUUAGUUUACAUUUUGCUACAGAAAGCAAGGCUAGUUAAAAAUCUAUUGCUGCUAAUGAAUUCAUAGGUUUUUCUUCUCCUCGUGAGGUUUUCAUCAGGCCGCUGCCUCUAUAGCUCCCCUCUGCCUUUAGAAACAAAAUGUUAAGUGUGAAAAACGUCUCCAAACUCAGUGAGACCGGAGGGCAGUGCUGGAUUUCCACCCUCAUCCAUGUGAUAUUUAGAUCCUACUCCUCAGCCCGCGUGCAUUCACAAAUGCCAACCCCGAUAGUGCCGCCAGUCAGCAAUUACUUAAAGUCAUGCAUUUGUGUCAAAAUCCAAAAUACAUGCAAACAUGUAUGAAGAUUAUUUCAUAUCUUAGCAGCGAAAUGUGACAAUGGAUUGUUCCUGCAGGAGUAAAUAUUUAUCCCUGUCGUUUUUGCUAUUUCAUCUCAAGAAAAAAAACGGUUUCUAGGAGAGGAGGAGGAGGACGGACAGUUAAGAGAGAUUUAUGAUUUGUACAUACAGUCUGUUCUGGGAUCAGUGUGGUAGUUAGCUCUCAUUUAAAACAUUCCUCCCAGCUCCUCUUGCCGUUUUUCUUACAUGUUUAGGCCUCGAGAGAGUCUCAACAUCUAGUUAAACCAUCACGUCCGUGUGACACCGAAGACAAAACAAAACCUGGUGAAACAGGAGAAAAGAAAGGAGAAUGAAGUUGCAAUGCUCUAGCCUUGAUGCCAGUAGAUAAUUGAUGCAGCUGCUAACACAUAGCCUGCAGGACAGUUAAUAGGCUACCCCAUGACUCCCCUCACUGUCACGACGGUGUCGGGUAAAAUCUCUCAAGUGAAGUACUUACUGUUCAGCAGUGUUUUCAUUUUCUGUUUGUGUCCUUGAAUUGAAACUCAUCUAAUGCAUUAGGUUCACAUUUCUUUUUUUCUUCUUUUUUAAUAUAAUUAUUAACAUUUUUUCUAUUAUGCUUUUAAUCAUUCCACAGUGAAGUUUUAUAUGAAAUGUAACAGAGGGCAUUUAUUCUUAAGUUGUAACCAGCUCUAUUGGUGUUUAACCUUAUUUUGCACAUUAACACAUAUCUAUAGCAAGACGAGGGCAGGUCACACACGAUGAGUCCAAGAUUAUUUCUGAGUAUCAGGAUAAGAGCACAUAUCAGGGCUACACUGGAUAGCUGUUUCUGAGAAAGAAGGAGGAGAUAAUAAAGGGACAUCAUAUGCUCAAAGGUUUUAUUUCCGGUAUUGUUUAUGAAAAUAUUUGCUCUGUACAUUGAACCACAGCUGCUACAUUUGGCUCCUGAUGAAUUAUGCCUCUGUUUCUUUAAAAUAGUCGAAAUGUGAUGAGCACAGAUAGGCUUUAAAAACUCUGGCCAACCAACCAGUAGUCUGCCUGCUGUGUCAUGAUAGAGAUGUAAUGAUCGAAGGUGUUGAAACAGAGGCCACCAUUGCCUGUUACAAGAAUUUGCAGUGACACAUCUUCACUGUUUGCUGAUGUAAAGACAGAAAACAUUUGCCUCAGAAAUCAGAAUUGCGGAGCAUCACUGCCCUCGGGUUAGCCAACCUGCUGGACAGAGAAACAAAAACCUUCUGAAACGAUGUUUUGUCUGUCAAGAGAAAAAUUAAUUUUGAAAAACCAUCUAUGCACUGAUGAAGGCUCUAAGUGCAACGUACCUCACGUUAACCUCAGCGUACUGCAUGAGAUGCGAAAUGAAGACCCGUCAGAGCAAACAUUUUCACUUCACUGACUAAUUUGCAGAGGUAUAUUAUUUUGGAUUGUGUAUUUAUUGUUUGCAAUGUAUAUAUUAGUUUGCAGCUCUUUGCACAUAUUAAUAAAAGGUUCAACUAACUGAU
This is a messenger RNA of Plectropomus leopardus (leopard coralgrouper), 8290 nucleotides long. RefSeq names its product kinesin family member 1B (gene kif1b). Lineage: Eukaryota; Metazoa; Chordata; Actinopteri; Perciformes; Serranidae. The record is from RefSeq and is a predicted model, not a curated record. Gene Ontology annotation, biological process: microtubule-based movement. Gene Ontology annotation, molecular function: ATP binding; microtubule motor activity; microtubule binding.